This is a messenger RNA of Helianthus annuus (common sunflower), 1113 nucleotides long. Its product is annotated as leucine-rich repeat extensin-like protein 3. NCBI's taxonomy places the organism in Eukaryota, Viridiplantae, Streptophyta, Magnoliopsida, Asterales, Asteraceae. The coding region runs from base 1 to 1113 and encodes 370 amino acids. The record is from RefSeq and is a predicted model, not a curated record. The transcript has a single exon.
AUGUCCAAGAAAGAAGCUAUUCAACAAAAAAUGGAGCUUCACAAGCCCCUAUUUCUCCUCUUCAUCAUAGCAAUACCAAUGGUUGCUGCUCCUACCCCACCGCUUGCCGGAGCAGUGAUGGAUCAAUACGGUUACUAUUCACCACCACCACCACCACAACAAAGUCCACCAGAAAUACCACAUUCACCACCGCCGACGCCUUGUAGGCAUACUCCACCAAUCCCACCUCCUACGUGUAAUCCGCCACCAUCACAACCUCCUACAAAUAAUCCGCCACCACCACAAACUCCUCCUCCAACGCCUCAAACUCCACCACCACCAAAAACACCACAUUCACCACCUUGCAGGCAACCUCCACCACGCCAACCUCCACCACCUCCUAUAAGAACUCCUCCCCCAACCCCUCAAACUCCACCACCACCACCACCAAAAACACCACAUUCACCACCUUGCAGGCAACCUCCACCACGCCAACCUCCACCACCUCCUAUAAGAACUCCUCCCCCAACCCCUCAAACUCCACCACCACCACCACAAACUCCUCCUCCAACACCACAAACUCAACCACCACCACCACCACCACCAAGAACACCACAUUCACCACCUUGCAGGCAACCUCCACCACCUCCUAUAAGAACUCCUCCCCCAACCCCUCAAACUCCACCACCACCACCACCACCACAAACUCCUCCUCCAACGCCACAAACUCCACCACCACCACCACCACCACCAAAAACACCACAUUCACCACCUUGCAGGCAACCUCCACCACGCCAACCUCCACCACCUCCUAUAAGAACUCCUCCCCCAACCCCUCAAACUCCACCACCACCACCAUCACAAACUCCUCCUCCAACGCCACAAACUUCACCACCACCAAAAACACCACAUUCACCACCUUGCAGGCAACCUCCACCACGCCAACCUCCACCGCCUCCUAUAAGAACGCCUCCCCCAACCCCUCAAACUCCACCACCACCACCUCAUACUCCCCUCUCACCAUUCCCACCCCACACGCCACCAUCUGCUACUCCACCACCACCAUCACCGUAUUAUUAUGAUCAGCCACCACCAUCACCGUACUAUUAUGAUCAUCCACCGCCACCCUACUAA